AUGUUAAAAAAAACGCUAAUGUUUAAUAGGCCUCCGAUUAGAAAUUUUUUCAAAGGAGUUCUCGAAAAGAUAAAUCCCUUCAAGAAAACUGUUUACAAGCCGAUAAUAAUUGAUAAUGAAUUCGGCAAAUAUGAAAUUGUUCUACCUCAAGAAGUAUCAAUGAAGAAAAAAAAAAUUCCAAAACAUAUUAGAUUACCAAAAUAUGCCUCGUCUACUUAUGGUAUGCCAGAGCAUGUUGAUAUGGAGUUUGUUGAAAUAAAAAAUAACCAACAAAUUGAGUGCAUGAGACAAAGCUGUGCACUAGCUAGAAAGAUUCUCAAUAGUGUUGGGCCCUUAAUUAAGGAAGGAGUAACAACGGAAUUUCUAGAUGAUGCCGUAUUUGAAAUGAUUAUAUCAAAUGGAGCUUACCCAAGUCCUUUAAAUUAUUUACGUUUUCCAAAAUCGAUUUGCACAAGCGUAAAUAAUGUUGCGUGCCAUGGGAUUCCUGAUAAUAGGCCACUGCGAAAUGGUGAUAUUCUGAAUGUUGAUAUUACGGUAUUUCUAAACGGAUAUCAUGGCGAUUGUUCAACAAUGUUUGCAGUUGGAGAAAUCGACAAUCAUGCUAAGAAACUAAUUGAUACCACGAAAAACUGUCUUGAUGCUGCAAUUAAUAUUUGUAAACCUAGUGAAGAUUUCAGAACUAUCGGGGCUACUAUUGAAAAGUUAGCGAAUGAAAAUGGUUUUACAGUUGUCCCAUCAUUUUGUGGUCAUGGGAUCGGGACUUAUUUCCACGGGCCUCCAGAUAUAUAUCAUUUCGCAAAUGAUUUUCCCGGUAAAAUGGCACCCGGAAUGACAUUUACAAUAGAACCUCUGCUAACUCAAGGUAAAAAAGAUAUUGCUAUUCUUGAAGACUCAUGGACCGCAGUGAUGGUUGACUUUGCUAGAACAGCGCAGUUUGAGCAUACCAUUUUGAUAACCGAAGAUGGUUGUGAGAUACUUACAUUGUAG
This is a messenger RNA of Cotesia congregata, 987 nucleotides long. Lineage: Eukaryota; Metazoa; Arthropoda; Insecta; Hymenoptera; Braconidae. The record is from the annotation of a GenBank genome assembly.